Actinia tenebrosa (Australian red waratah sea anemone) is the source of this 3822-nucleotide messenger RNA. RefSeq names its product axonemal dynein light chain domain-containing protein 1. The record is from RefSeq and is a predicted model, not a curated record. Lineage: Eukaryota; Metazoa; Cnidaria; Anthozoa; Actiniaria; Actiniidae.
UCAACAUGGCGGACGAUGUUUACAAAUGACAUUCAUUGUAUUGAAUCCAAAUUUUGGACUAUUAAAACGGACUUAUCUAAAAAGAAUUUUUACUCUGCGUGUACUUAAAGAGUCAAUUUUGCAGUAGGAGACAAAAUUAAGCUUAAUUUGUGUUCAAAUUCCGCGACAUUGGUAUUGAAAAACUUGGAGGUUUACAUUUUUGUUGUCUGUGGUUGGACUUCUUGGACAAGUUGAUCUUUUAAAAGCUAUGUCUACUGUUGCAGCCACAAGUCCUUUGAGAGAGGAAACUCUAGGAAAGACGCCACGAAAGCUAAAACAAACGAAAACACCAAGUUCACCUUGUGUACUUCCAAUUCUCGAUGGAAAAUCUUCAAACGAAAAGGACCAUGCAGUUGAAAAAUACGACGACUCUCAAGCAGUCGAAGCUCUCGACAGAGAUCAGACUUUUAUUACUUCUGGAAAGGACUUUAUCCCUAUGGAUAUUUUAAACAGCUUGACUCAAGUUCCUACUCCACCGACUAGAGAACAACUUGGACCGGGUUCAAAGUAUAAGAAACUAAGGCCUUUAGAGAGUGGUGUUGCUCCAUCUCGUAGAAGACCUGCAAAUGUUUGGAACUACCCUAAAGGAAGAGAAAAACUAAAGCAUUUAACAGAACAGCCGCCAUGCCUCUGUGGAGCAGGAAGGGACAUAUCUUUUCUUUAUGAUGCAGUAAGCCAUACUUGUAAGGACAAAAAAGAGUCCCCACCAGAUGCAGCAGCAAAAGUUACUAAACUACCUGCAUCAGUUGAAAAACAAAUUAGGGAGAUUGAGUCAGGGGGGAAAGAUGUGCCAGAGGAGGAUGAAGAUGCCAGUGCUGAAAAACAGCAAGUAGGAAAAUCUCAAAUCCCAAACACCCUGGUGCCAUCAGAAUACCAUAUUGUGAAAAACCCAGGAGUACUGGGGUUGGAAUUCUAUGAUGAUAAGUACUCAACCUACGUGAAUGACCACGAGAAGCACCUUACUAUCUUCCCCUCAAUGAAACCAGCAGGAAGAGGUGAAGUACUAAAACUCAAGCAUACUAUGGAUUCGUUACUGUCUCGUGCAGGAGUUGAUGACAUGGAUAAAGAAUUAACAGGACCCACACAGAUUCACAAUCUUCUUGAGCUGGUUAAGAAAGAGCAAAACAUCUACAACSUUUGCUUCAAUGAAAUCAUAAGACAGGUCACGAUAGAAUGCGCCGAGAGAGGUGAACUCUUGGCCAACGUUAGAAAAAGAUACAGUGAUUUACUGGAUCGUGUACCAAGACAAGUCAAAAGCUUGCAUCAAGAAGUUAUUGCCCAAAGAGCUCUUGACAGGCGGUUAACUGAAGAACUGGUUCGAUUCAAGGCAUCAAUAAGUACACUGACAAGCGAAUUGGCAUCAGUCAAGGCUCAUGACAGAGAAGUCACAAAACAAGCUAUUGAAGCACAGAAAGAGCUUGAAGAAGCUUUACUUGAAUCAGAAAAGAAUGCCAGUCUUUUGACAGAAUAUCACGAUCUGUAUGAAUUACAACGUAAAAGGCUUGAGACGCAAGUUGGCAAGUUGACAGAAGAGCGGGACCUGUGGGGAAGCGCAGCCUACACACUAGCUAUGAAAGUUACCAAAAGACACUCAUUAAACACAGCCAAAACACUGCAUCUGUCUGAGAAGGCCUGGGCACGACUAGCAAGGCAUUUCACUAUCUUCUUGAGUGAAAAGGAUAGCAUACAGCUCGAAGCUCUAACGGGGCAUGUACAGCUUUGGCGGGAAACCGCAAAUCGUUAUAACAAGCAACUUGAGGUAUCGGAAGAAGAAACUAAAACAAAGUUGAAUAGAUUGGUUGAUCAAUGGACGCGAUGGAAAAAAGAAUUCGAAAAAGUAGUCAACUAUGACGACGGAAGUGUGACUCCACCUACCCGCCAAUUUGUAACCAGACUGCGUGAAGACCUCAGAGGCUGGGAGGAGAUAUUCAACGAAGAGGCUGAACGAUUCACUGGGGAUGUUCUCCUGGCGCGAGAAGAAGAGCUGCAUCAAAUGAAUAAACAAGUUGASAAAUGGACUGAUGUUGCUAUGAAGGUGUUUGGUCGCCAUCAGACGUUAGCAGGUGAGCGAUGGCCGCAGCAUGAAGAGAUGCUAACGUUAAACCAAGAAGUAGAUUUACUCCAUCAACAAUUCCAUGUGCGUACCAUCGGAGAAAAUGGUGUCGCGAAGGGAUUAAUUGACCUUGUUAAUCCCAUCGAGACAUGGAGCAAUAAGUUAGACUCCAUGCUUCAUGGUGGUGAAGUGAUACACGACCCCGAAUGGAUACGAUUGUGUGAUCUAAUAAGUAACGAAUGGCUGGAACACCUCAAUGCUACCAUAAUCCUGAUUGGAUCCACUCAAAAAGAAGGCGCGCGGCUGGCUGGUGAAGUAGAGAAUAAGAUAGAAGUCAAAGAGAUUGUUCUUAGAAUUGCUAAAUGGCUGUCUACUACGAAUAAUGGCAUUGAUAAUGAAGAUGGCAAGAUUAUACAGAAAGCAUCCCUUAUUCACAGCGCCAUGAUACGAUGGAUGAUCACAGUUCUCCUCCGCCUCGCACCAGACAUGGAAGACAAAGACCUCGAACAACUAGGUGUGGUUGAUGACAAACUCAGCGUGGACUCCUCUAUCGGUGGAGGAGAAAUUCUACUCCAAUCAACCACAGAAGAAAUCAUGACUCGAGCCAAUCAACUGUUCGAAGAGUUAAACACUUUCUCGAUGGAGCUUACGAAAUGCUGUACUGAUUUGGUUGUCGAUUCAAUGCAGGAAAGACGAGAUGAAGGAGACGAACACGCUGACAUGGAGUUCAAAGACCUUAAACGACUUACCACUGAGUUCCAAAGCUGGACACACACAGCCAAGCUACUGAUUGAGGAAGUGACUGGAGAAGAUUAUAUAGAAGAAGAGAAACCUAAGAAAACUAAAAAGGAGAAGGACGGGGGAUCGACCACACCGGACACUGAUAUUGUCCUGUCUGUUGAGCCACCUGAAGACGGCAAAGCCUCAGCCGUACAAUCAGACGACGGAAGAGCAACUAAAUCAGACAGUGACAAACCUACUGUCCCCACCCCUAAAGGGACGCCAACUCCCGAACCCACUAAGAUGCCCACCACACCGGAACCACGUCCAGCCGAUACUGAUCGGCCUCCCUCGGGGGUCCAAGAGGAAGGAGACAAAACACGGGAGGAGGACGAAGAGAAAGAAAAGAAUGAAGACGAGAAUGAUGAGGGAUCUAAGAUGCAUGUCCUUUGUCAUGAUGAUAAUAUUCGAACUAAGUCUCUUGAUAACCUACCUAUUGAUCAGGAGAUGGGAUCUCUUGAUGUCCAAGGAAGCGAAGCGUUACCUGAUCGAUCUCCUACACCUGAUACUAAGAAAGCCUUAGAAGCUUUGGCAGCAGUUGAAAGACUUCAAACACAGCUCUUAGAAACCGAAGAGCGUGCUCAGGCAGCUGAAGAAAAAGCAAUUCAAACAGAAACUGAACUGAAACAAGCUCUUGAACGAAUCCGCGCACUGGAAAGAUCUGCAUCACGAGCGAGUGCCAAUAGUACGCUCUCCGCUGGUCACCAGACUCCUUCAGAUCGACCAAUCAGCAGUAAGGAUUCGAAACGUCCCGGUAACCAGACUUCAACGGGGCACUCACGUUCCCCGUCCCAGCAGUCAGUGCGGGGAUCAACAAGAUCCUCGUCUCGAAAAAAGUGAAUUGUCCGUAAAUUAAAACGGCGAAUCGUCGUUCUGCAUCUUCCUUUAUUGUUAGCGAAGAAACCGCACCUCUGUAAAUGAUUUUUAACGUUAAAGUACUUGAGUAUAAA